Messenger RNA from Ixodes scapularis (black-legged tick), 969 nucleotides. RefSeq lists its product as uncharacterized. NCBI's taxonomy places the organism in Eukaryota, Metazoa, Arthropoda, Arachnida, Ixodida, Ixodidae. The record is from RefSeq and is a predicted model, not a curated record. Gene Ontology annotation, biological process: DNA replication, removal of RNA primer. The coding region runs from base 1 to 969 and encodes 322 amino acids. The transcript has a single exon. Gene Ontology annotation, molecular function: nucleic acid binding; RNA-DNA hybrid ribonuclease activity.
AUGCCACAGAGCGAGUCAAGGGCACCACCAUGGGAAGUGCCGAAGAUAACUAGUGAGGUGCGGAUUAAGUACCUGCGCUCCAAACAAGACAAGCCACCCCUUGUCAUCAAGGAAAUAGUGGAGGCCCACCUCGAAGAACGUCACAGCGGAAAGCUGCAGAUAUACACUGACGGGUCGGUAAACCACUCACGAACCUCCAGCACGGCGGCUUAUCACAUACCGAAACUAAGUCUGGAGUGGAGUGGCAGACUCCACAAACCCACGUCGUCAACAACGGCCGAGCUGGUGGCCAUGGAAAAAGCUCUCCUAGAGGCCGCCAAGUUACCGCCCCAACCGAUGGUCCUUCUCACGGACUCCCGGUGCGCCAUCCAGAAGAUAGCAAAUGCCGAGACCGGAGACCCUGCAACGGCCGCUGCAAGGAAGGCCCUGGCUAUCUUGGAAGCGCAUGGCUCUUCAGUCUGUUUCCAAUGGAUCCCAGGGCACGUCGGCAUCCAGGGAAAUGAACGCGCGGAUGACCUCGCCGCGGAAGCACAUCAGUUUCCCCCCCAGGUCCCCACACCUGCACACCCGCAACAGGCAGCUCUCGAUGUCCGCUGGCAUCUCCUGCGGGAGAAGCCGGAGAAAUCUUUACCCAAAGGCACCUUGACCGGUCUCUCCCGGGCAGCGGAGACACUGGUGCGACGACUACGGACAAAUACGGCAUACACAAACGAAUUCCUUGCUAAAAUGGGAAAACGGCAGAGCUCAAGCUGUCUUCAAUGCAGGGCAGAAGAGACGAUCCACCACAUCCUCUGCGUCUGCCCGGCAUACGAGACCCAACGGGAAGCGCUGCGUCAACGGGUUAAGGAGGGCACCCAGAUGACAACAGACAGCUUGCUCUUUCCCGACGGGCCCAGACGAAAGUGCCGGAGGAUUUUCAAGGCACUGUUGGCGUUCCUACGACACACAGAACUGACUGAGCGCCUGUAG